AUGGAUACCCUUAGGUCUUCUGAAGCUACUUUCCUUCCCCUGGGGUUAUCGGAUCACUCCCCAGCAGUGAUUUCGAUCCUUGAAAGUGUAAAUUUUGGCCCAAAUCCAUUUCGAUUCUUUGAGGCUUGGAUCGGUAGAGAGGGUUUUGAUGAGGCGGUGUUAAAUGGCUGGAAUCGCCCGGUUAACUUGAACCCUAAUCCUAUCCUUCGGUUUGCAGCCCGCCUUAAGAAUGUGAAGAGUGAGCUUAAGAAGUGGAAUAAAGAGAGCAUUGGAGAUGUCUUCCUUGCCGUAAAGAAUGCUGAAUCGGAUUUGAACAAUAUACAGGUGAACUUUGCUGCCCAUCCGAAUGAUCUAUAUCUGGUUGCUAUGGAGUCAGAUGCUAAAAUGAAGUUAUGGGAAGCUUUGAGCAUUGAAGAGAAAUUCCUUAAAGAGAAAUCAAGGGUAAAAAAUAUUCAAUUGGUGGAUGGGAAUAAUAGGUUUUUUUAUAAGUCCAUGGUGUGCAGGAAAAAUCGGAAUCACAUCUUAGAAGUGCGAACUGAAGGGGUUGAUGUUAUUAAAGAGCCAAAUCUUAUUAAAGAGGAGGCAGUAUCAUUUUAUAAGAACCUGUUCGGAGUUGAUGCGGAUGAUAGAGGUUUCUUUCCCGAGUCUGUCCCUUUGCAAUAUGGACUGAAUUCCGCCCAGCAAGAGAACCUAGUUGGUAAGGUUUCUAAUGAGGAAAUCAGGGAGUUGGUGUUUGCAUUGAAGAAUUCAAAGCACCAGAGCCGGAUGGGUUUGGAGCGGCUUUCUUCAAGCACUCUUGGGAGGUUGUUAUAG
Telopea speciosissima is the source of this 813-nucleotide messenger RNA. RefSeq lists its product as uncharacterized. The coding region runs from base 1 to 813 and encodes 270 amino acids. Lineage: Eukaryota; Viridiplantae; Streptophyta; Magnoliopsida; Proteales; Proteaceae. The transcript has a single exon. The record is from RefSeq and is a predicted model, not a curated record.